CAGUUAAAGUCAACGAUGAGCUGGCUGCUGGGCCUCCUCGGGCUUCAGAUCCUGUUCCUCUGGCUCCUGCGUCUGCCCGGCGAGAUCCUGGCCAUUCCCACGCCGCUCAAGCUGCCAGGCUACACCCACAAGUUGACGCCCUACAUCAAGCACUGGGAGGCGGCGAACUUUGAUCGAGGGGUGCUGCAGGAGGCGCAGGUCAGGCACCUGGAGCAGGCCCGCUUCCGGCAAAAGCGACAGGUGAGGCCAGAGGCCACUUCGCCGAGUGGACUGGCGCACACCAUUCGCUUGAAUUUCUCCGCCCACGACAGAGAUUUUCGCCUGGUGCUGCGCCAGCAGCCACAUUCGGUGUUCGCCCACGAUGUAGAGAUCGAGAAUACUCUGGGUCCCAUCGACUACGAUGUCUCGCGCAUUUAUACGGGAAGCCUGGAGGACGAUGAGGCCGCCCACGUCCAGGCGAUCCUCACCAGCGACAAUCUGCUGGACGGGACGAUAGAGACCCAGGCGGAGCACUACUACAUCGAGCCAGCGCAUCGAUAUUCCCAGCAGCUGGCCGAGAGCGGUGUCCACAGCAUAGUCUAUAAGUUAAGUGAUGUAAAUAUGCAGAAGGCGCAGUUUACGGGUGGAGGACUCAACUCCGCCGCGCCCGCCAAGACGCACUGCGCCAGCGAGAAGCUGAGGAAAAAGCGAUGGCUGCCAGAGGAGCUGGCCAUGUCUGAUGCUCCUGCGCCCACAUACAAUCGCAAUCCACCCCUACCGCUGGAUUUGGAGGUGCCGUAUAACGAUGAUUUCCGCGUCCUAGCCUCAGAAGAGGACAAAAGCGAGGAGUCGUCGAGGAAGUACCCAACCACUUCCACAACCAGGAGCACGGUGCGCAGUACAGAGAGCUUUUUGGCCACGCUGACUAAGCCCACGUCGAACCGCAACAUACUUGUAAAUAACUACAAUCCCUCCAAUGUCGGCGAGGGAAGUCGCAGCUACAGCAACAACAAUGCCAACAGCAAUAAUAAUAAUAAUAAUAACAACAACAACAAUAGUAACAACAAUGUGCGGAAGUUGUACACGAAACACAAGAACAUUAUUGUGAGCACGUACAAUCGACCCAUCGAACCGGAAUUCGGAACGCCCUACGAGGAACCGAACAAUGGUACCCGCGACCUGCCCAGUAACUUCUUCAAUGCCAACUGGACGACGCUCUUUCUGGGAAACAAUAACAAUGGGAACGACCGACCCAGCCACAAGACGCAUGUGGAGAUCAUCACCAAGAAUGGAGCCACAAAGAAGCCAAAUAUUAUUGUAAACAACUACAAUCCGGAGAUCAUAUUCGCCCCCAAUCCACACAAUCCUAGUUUCAACAGCAUGUUGAUGACGAAUCUUCUGAGUGGAAGGGGCGGCGAGGAUAUUCAUAGUUCUCCAAGGCUACUCUACGAUCGCAAAACCACUUGCAUGCUGUAUCUACAGGCGGAUCAUACGUUUUUCCAGAAAAUGGGUUCCGACGAGGCGUCCAUAGAGGCUAUCACUCGGCAUGUGCAGCGGGCCAAUACAAUCUACCGGAACACGGACUUUAACAACGAUGGCAAGCCGGAUAAUAUCACCUUUAUGAUUAAGCGCAUCAAGGUGCACAACAUGAACGCGAUGAAGGAUCCCAGCUACAGAUUCCCUGGCAACUACGGGGUGGAAAAGUUCCUCGAACUGUUUUCGGAGGAGGACUACGAUGCCUUUUGCUUGGCUUACAUGUUCACUUACCGUGAUUUCGAGAUGGGAACUUUGGGGUUGGCCUGGACGGGGGAUCUUAAGAACGCUGGCGGAGUCUGCGAAAAGAAUGGCCACUACAGGGGUUCCCUUAAGUCCCUCAAUACGGGAAUAGUAACGCUGUUGAACUAUGGAAAGCAUGUACCACCUGCAGUCUCCCAUGUCACUUUGGCCCACGAAAUUGGCCACAAUUUUGGAUCACCGCACGAUCCAGAGCAGUGUACUCCCGGCGGAGAGGAUGGCAACUUUAUAAUGUUUGCCCGCGCCACAUCGGGUGACAAAAAGAAUAACAAUAAGUUCAGCACAUGUUCGCUGAAAUCAAUUGAGCCCGUUCUGAAUGCCAAGGCACGUUCUAUGAAGGGCUGUUUCACAGAGCCACAGUCAUCGAUUUGCGGGAAUGGCGUGGUGGAACCGGGCGAGCAAUGCGACUGUGGAUGGGAGGAGGACUGCAAAGACUCGUGCUGUUUUCCCAUGUCAAGGCAACCGCGCCUGGAUGAAACUCCCUGCACCCUGACACCUCACGCCCGCUGUAGUCCCUCUCAAGGACCCUGUUGCACCACCGAUUGCAAACUGAAGUUCGGUGACAAGUGCCGGGAUGAUAAUGGCUGUCGGGAUCCUUCCUUCUGCGACGGACGGGUGCCUCAGUGUCCUCCAUCGGUAAACAAACCAAACAAAACCAUCUGCAACAAGGAGUUCGUCUGCUACAUGGGUGACUGCACGGGAAGUAUUUGUUUGGCUUAUGGACUCGAAUCAUGCCAGUGUAUACCUGGACCCCAAGACGAUCGAAUCAAGUCCUGUGAGCUGUGCUGUAAACUGCCAGGAGAGGACAGUCCCUGCCGAAGUUCCUUCGAAUGGAAUGAAGCUCCUUUCGAUGUGCCCGAUAUGUACUCGAAACCGGGAACACCCUGCAAUGAUUAUAAUGGUUACUGUGAUGUGUUUCAAAAGUGCAGGGAAGUUGAUCCCUCUGGUCCGCUAGCCACUUUGCGCAAGCUCCUUCUUUCAGAGGAGAGUAUAGCCAGCUUCAAGAAGUGGAUGCAGCACAACUGGUACACAGUAGCUUUAGCUGCUGUAGGCGUAAUUCUGCUUUUGGCGCUGAGCACAAAGCUGUUGGCGAAGCGGUCGAAUCUGAAGCUUAAAUCUGUCACCAUUAUACACAGCGCCACCACAGAGACAGUGCGUCUGCCGGAGAAUAACAACGGGGUGAUAGUCCAUACAGCAGUAAGGACAAAAGUACCUUUCAAGAAGAAGGUUCGUGGCGAGCGGACCAAGAAACCAGGAACGGGAACAGUAACUGUAGCAGGAGUAACAUCUACUGCUGCAGUUGCAUCCCGAAGUGCAGCCAAAAGCAGUGCCAAUCCAGAGCCAAAGAAGACAACUAGAUCCCAAGCGAUGGCCAAGAAGAAAUCGCUUGAGGAAGAGCCUAAGAAAUCGAACAAAAAGCUGGGCAAGCACAUGAAAGAGAUUAUCGACUAUUCGCAUCGUAACAACAACGGCGAUGAUGCCUCCAAUUUGUCGACCACCAAUAACCAUACCAACACCUUUGGUAAGGUGCAAAAGUGGCUUUUGGAAUCACCAAUUGUGGCCCAACCUCUGUCACACAUUGAGCACAGUUCUCGAGUUCGCAAGGUGAUGAGCAAAUCGCAAUCUACGCCAGAGAGACUUGUUCAAAAAACACCCCAGAAAACCAAGUCCAUGGGCAAUCUAUCCAACGAGAAGGUCAAGCUGCAGGUGGUCUACAAGCCGCCCUUCAAGUUCUCCUUAAGGUUGUCCAAGAAACCGAAAGUAAAAACUCAUGUGGUGGGCGCAGGUGGAGGAAGGCCAAAGAGAAGCCAAAAAACUAAUAACCGAACAGCAGGUCAAUCCUCUUCUAAGGAUGUGACCACUCGAGCCAAAAGAAGUGCCCUGCUCCUCUGCAACGAGGCGGAGGAUGAUAACCAGAUUCUCACCCUCAACGAACCCAACUACGAGACCUUGAAGCCACCAACGCCUCCACGUUCUUUGGAGCAUUGCUACGAGAAUGUGGAUAUGCAGGCAGAGCCCUCCUCUUCAAAGCCCAGCAGCAGCAGUAAGGUUGCUCCAAGCUCACAAAACAGAUCUAGUUUAGAUGCGGCUCCUCCUCCAGUUCCUGCUCAAAGGAACUCCUAUCGCAGGUCUAACUCCCUGUCCACACACAAUCCCUUUGCGGCUGCACCUCGCCGAAGCAGCAGUAAGGUUAGUGGAUCGGUGAACCUCACGCGAAACUUUGGAAGCACUCAGAAUCUGAUUAAUCUCAGUCAGAAUCUGUCCAAAACAAAGAAGCGCAGUAGUCUUAACCUAAAGGCUAACGGUAGUGCAUCCAGCAGAAGCGGGAAGGAUCCUCCAACAGUUUCCUCGCCACAAAGACGUUCAUCGUCAAAUGCAAACCUUCGCAGGGACAGCAGUGUCUCAUCUUCGAAGGCAGUUCCAAUUCCACCGACCAGGAACUCGCGGAAUAGCUUUAGCAACAUUCCAAGGGCUAGUUUGGGAGGAGCAAACAGCAAUGCCACCACAAACUCCGGAGCGGCACCACCCAGUUUCUCUCGUCAAUCUUCCAGCAGCACGGCCACAAGCAGCUCCUCCAUUACUCCAGGCUUAACAUCUGGAGUAGCGUUGCAACAGUCCGCCUCCACAAGCGCCAUGCAGCGUCAGCCACCCUCGCAGCCCAUGAAGAGAAGCCUACACAACUUCAGGACGCGCUCCACAGGCCCAGGAGCAGCAACUGGAAAACCAGGAGCAGCAGCAACAUCUGCAGGAGGAGCAGCAACUGCAUCAGCAGCACCAACAUCAAAUGAGCUGCCCUCAGAUCUGGAGGUAGUUGUAUCCGAUGUGGAGAACCUGGUUAGCUAAGGGCAGCUCUCCCGUUCCAGUUUCCAAAACCAACCAAGUGAAAGUGAUAAGUCUUAAUGUUAGUUAUACAAAUUGUCGCAUAGGUUUACUUGCAUAACAUAUAUAUAUAUUUGUACAUACAUUAUAUAUAUGUGUACUUUACACUGCCUUAAACUUGCCGUUUCUGCUGAAUAUGUGAAAUACCACGCCCAAUCACACGUACAGACACUGAACCGCAUUCCACACGCCCAUAAAUCCCCCGACCAAGCCUCGCCCACCACCUCGAAUGCAUCACCACCCACUCAGCCACCCAACCGCUCACCCACUUGCCCACUGAUGCCACCGCAAUCCAAACCGCCAGCCGCACUCACCGCACUUUGUACCUUCUACUGUUUACUGUUUGUAUUGUAUUGUGUAAUCUGAAAUUUAACCAAUCUCACUAGUUCCGGCUUCCAGAUUUGAUCAAAUUUCGAGGAUUUUAUAUUUAACUGUUUUUUAACAUUCGAUAAAUGUUCCUUAGUAAUAGAUGAAGGAGGUUUUUAAGAUGGAAUCUCAAAGAAUAUAUCCUCUGAUUUGAUCGAAUUUGGAACUGGUAACAGGGCAUAUUAUCAGGCUUUCAGUUUCGUCUGAGUUCAGUUUAUAUAAAAAAAAAAAUGAGCUUUACUUCAAAAUAAAAUUCUCAUUUCAAUCACAGACAUGAAACUUCAUAACCAAUUAUAAGAACACAAUCGAAAUUGAAUAUCUGAUCACAUGCCCAUCCCUUAUGUUUGCCUAAACUUGGCUUAUACUUCAAGUUAAUUUCAAAGCAGUAUUACUGUAAUCGUUAUGUACCUACUAUAUAUUUAAAUUGCUUAGUUUGCCUGCUAUUCAAGUUUCAAACAACGAUCACUACUCAUCUGAACUACGAAGAACACACAGAACAAUACAAGGUGCUAUUUUAGUAACGAACUAAAACGAUCAAAUAUUAGCCGAGAACAAUUCAAAAUCCUUUGCAUAUUUUCUCAAGAUCAAAACUAAGAUUAGAGGAGAAUAGAGGUAGAUAGAGGUUGGUGAAGCAGAAGAAGUAGAAUAUAGGAUAAUAACAUGGGGAGCCGGGUAAAGUUGCAAAUAGUUGUACGGAAUAGAUACAAAGAUAACCAACGAGAUACUGUCAAUAAAUCAAAAGCGUCAUGCAUCGAAAGUAGGUUUUAGAAAAUGCCCAGCAAAGCCACAUAGGAAGUUAGCCACCCCACCAUUAACAUUAAUCCACCCGAUCCCCUGGAGCACCGGCACCUGUAAACACGCAUCGAUCCCAUAGGAACACCUGCAAUUCCGUAGUCCGUAGUGUACAUAGGAUAUCGAAUGGACAUAGUUUUUAUAUGCAAUACCAAGUUAGAGCAACAAGCAAUGAGAACAAACCAGAAUGGGACACCUAACACCUAGCGAUAUUCAUGCAUACGUAGGAUAUAGAGUCACAUUCCGUAUUGAAAUCACAGAGCAGCGGCUUUCGAGUUACACACGAACACCCCAAACACCGCAACACCCAAUAACAAUAACGAUCUUUAGGCUAAGAAUAACAAUUGAUAUUUGUAGCUAUAUGAAUGUGUAGGAAAUCAAAGGCGUAUCAAAAAAAUAUAUACAUACAUCCAUAUGGGGCGUGCAAUAGCCAUUGCAACUUUACGAGCAUUUGGGUAUAUUUUUGUGGAAUGUACAAGAUACAAGAUAGAAGAUACAUAAGCUCAGCUCAAGUAACCGAAAACCGACCCAAAAUAUCGAAUAUAUACAGACAGACAGUUAACGCGUUGGCCAGUAAAGGAAAAACGGAGAACGGAAAUAGUUGAAACGAGUACGCGACAAUCGCUUUGAAAUGCUUAACAUAAAAAAACAAAUUAUGGUAAACCCCAAAAUCGAAUUGAAGUUUAGUUUCUACUUGACUACUUAAAUCUAUAUAAAAUAUUGGCAGGAAAAAGUAUUGAAAAUUACCAAAAGAAAAAAAAAGAAGUUUAGGACACAUAGAAAAUACACUGGAAUGGGAAUAUGUUUCUUAAUAGAUUGUACUAAAUGCAAACCAAAUAAGGACAUGCAAGAUUCUCGUCAAAAUUUUUCAAAGACUUCAGCUCAAAUUAGAAAACAAAAAACUUCUAGGAUUACAUCUACUCCCAUUCCGUGUAUUUCCAAAGGUCAAAUUUGAUUACCAAGUGUAAUUAAAACGAUGGAAGAAGGAAGGAACAUUUUGAAAAUUGCCAAUGUUUGUGUACUGUAUAUAAUGAAAUGCAAAUGAUUAUUGUCUAAGCGGAUGGAAGAGAGUAUUUUGAGCGUGACAAAAAGACUAUUUAGCGCGAAAUGAACAAUUUUUGUGUAAUGUACAUAAGAAACCGAUUGAUUUUAAUCUAAAUAUACAUAAAUAUUAAUGUAAUUGUAAAACUGCAAACGAUUUUUAAAUCUGUAUGUGUAUUGUGUACCUCAAUUGUAAUUAAUUUUUUUAUACUUUUCACGAGAUGGAUUAAUGCUAUUUUUAUAAUUUAGCUAAAUGAAUUAUAAACACGUAUGUACGUCUCCCGAUCCCCCACGAAACCAACGUCUGCCCCCUAGUUAAUGGCCAGUUUUAAAUGUUGUCCAAGACCGCAUCACCCAUCCAACAACCUACAUAAAUACAUAUGUAAUUUUGUCAAUUAAGAACGCGUAAAUGUCUUUAAGAAGUCGAAAGAAUUAAAACGAAAUGAAAUGAAACGAAUAAAACAAAAACCGAAGAGCAAAGAAGUGAAUACUAGCAUUUUACGAUUAAUAUUUUAAAAGACAAUUCAAAACAAUAAUUAACGUAUGUAUUAUGAUUAGCAAACAAAAAGCACAUGUGUGAGAAAUCAGUUGUACUUUAUGUUACGAUUACUACAAUACUUUAUUUAUUAAUCUUAUCGUUAGGCAAUAACACGAGUGUAACUAAUUUUUAACCCGAACACACACAUAUGCGAUACUUUAUAAUUUCCUCAUUUUAAGCAAAAUUCAAUUAACAAUAAAAAUGAAACUAAUA
Messenger RNA from Drosophila eugracilis, 7603 nucleotides. RefSeq lists its product as uncharacterized. Gene Ontology annotation, cellular component: plasma membrane. Lineage: Eukaryota; Metazoa; Arthropoda; Insecta; Diptera; Drosophilidae. Gene Ontology annotation, molecular function: metalloendopeptidase activity. The record is from RefSeq and is a predicted model, not a curated record. Gene Ontology annotation, biological process: Notch signaling pathway; membrane protein ectodomain proteolysis.